This is a messenger RNA of Cephus cinctus (wheat stem sawfly), 846 nucleotides long. RefSeq names its product UPF0235 protein C15orf40 homolog. Bases 144 to 581 code for a protein of 145 amino acids. The record is from RefSeq and is a predicted model, not a curated record. The transcript is spliced from 5 exons. Gene Ontology annotation, cellular component: cytoplasm. NCBI's taxonomy places the organism in Eukaryota, Metazoa, Arthropoda, Insecta, Hymenoptera, Cephidae.
AGAGCCUUCGCCUCCGCCUUUUUCUCUAGUUGUUGAAGUCGUUUUUUUUCAAGUUCUUCCUACGAUCGAAAGUACAAGUUAUGGAUAUAAGUAAAAGUUGAACACUUUCAAACGCGCAAGUCAAUGAACGCGUAGAAUAACGAAUGUCGUGGGUAACCAGUGGUGUAGCUAUAUGUAGAUUGUUUACUGGAAGAUUGUUGGUAGUGCGAAAAAUGUCGAAACAGACUUCAAAGAAAGCUGGUAAAGCUCAGAAAGCAGCAAAAGUAGAGGAACCUCCACCCGGUCCAGUUACCGUCAACAAAGACGGAAAUGUUACCAUAAAAAUUCAAGCUAAACCGGGAGCUAAGCAUAACAACAUAACAGAUAUUUCAACGGAAGCAGUAGGUGUUGCGAUAUCAGCGCCCCCUGUAGAGGGUGAAGCAAAUACUGAAUUAGUCAAAUAUUUGGCAGCUGUGCUGGGCAUGAGGAAAUCAGACGUUUCUUUGGACAAGGGAUCUAGAAGCCGUCAGAAAACAGUUAUCGUAACGGGAACAACUGUAGAUAACGUUUUACAAAAAUUGAAGAACGAAAUGACAAAUUGAGCGUUGUUAUUAAUAAAAAUAUUAACAAAAGGUUCAAUAAUAUACUUCGAGUGAGUUUGUUGGUCAAUAAUAUAUUUCAUUUAUUAUCACAAUAUUAUUAUUAUUAAUAUUAUUAUUAUUAGUUUUAACGUGAUUCUUACUUAUAACAUACAUCUUUAUUAUUUAUCUGUUAUGCAUUUGUAUUAAGUACAGUGUAUUUAUUACACAGCUGUAUGGCAGUUUUAUAAGGGUCAAUAAUGCAUCCUUUUUUUGCGUUUCCAUCUAA